Messenger RNA from Zasmidium cellare ATCC 36951, 744 nucleotides. RefSeq lists its product as uncharacterized. The coding region runs from base 1 to 744 and encodes 247 amino acids. The transcript has 3 exons. NCBI's taxonomy places the organism in Eukaryota, Fungi, Ascomycota, Dothideomycetes, Mycosphaerellales, Mycosphaerellaceae. The record is from RefSeq and is a predicted model, not a curated record.
AUGGCCGACAAGACAUCGUCACCCGCGAGACAGAAGCCCAAGAAGAAAGCCGGCGGAAAAUCCGGUCUUGCUCCUCUGACAUUGAAAGGCCCAGCACCCUCGCAGCCGAUGCAGCCGCCGACGACGAGAGUGACCAAGUUGGCUGUGGCGGCGGCCAGGCCCAAAGACGAAAUGGUCGAAGUGCAAUGUCAGGGCAUGAACGAAGGGUUCCAACUCGACAACAGGUUGCUAUGCGAAGUCUCGGCCGAGUUUGGGGAGAGAAUCAGCGAGCGGAUCAAGUACGCGCCUGCGCAGCCGAUCGUGGUCAAAGUCCCUCACAGCGAGGGUGCGUUCGAAGUCGUGAAGCGCUGGCGGUCAAGUUCGCCAGCAGGAUGCCACGCUGGGUUUGGCGGAGGAGACGAGGUCAUGGAUGCGAUUAUCAAGCUGGUCGUGGAGCAUGGCCACAAGUUCACCAUUGCGCGGCUGUCGCCUCCGAAGGUCAAGGGGUUCCCAGCCCGCACGUCCAAGUUGAGGGAGUUGCUGGCGGAUUGGAUUGCGUAUGGAGAGUUCGACGAUCGGAAGUCGAAUGCGGGCCAGUUGCCCAAGGAUAACGAUUUCUGUCGCUUGCUGGCGGCUCCGUUUGUUGAGCGCAAGAUCAAUGGUGACCCUGCGGCUCCGUUUGUGACGCGGCCUUGCAAGUACCAUGUCCAUCGUAAGACUGGGGUGUGCUCUUCGACGAUGGUCAAGGUCGAGGCGAAGGAUUGA